Gallus gallus (chicken) is the source of this 3416-nucleotide messenger RNA. Its product is annotated as histamine N-methyltransferase-like. The transcript has 7 exons. NCBI's taxonomy places the organism in Eukaryota, Metazoa, Chordata, Aves, Galliformes, Phasianidae. The record is from RefSeq and is a predicted model, not a curated record. Bases 1103 to 1987 code for a protein of 294 amino acids. Gene Ontology annotation, molecular function: N-methyltransferase activity; S-adenosylmethionine-dependent methyltransferase activity.
GGAGUAAAAAACAAACAAACAAAAAGAGAUAAAAGUAAAAUGCCCAUUCACUAUAAACAUAUCUUAAUUCUCUUGGCAACAGAAUUGGAAGUUGUUAAAGGAAGAAAAAGAAAGAAACAGGGUGCUACACUGAAUGUGAUUCAGGUGAUCUUUAGAGAUAGGUGUUGAUAUCUGUACCUCCAGUUGGGCUGGACGUUGAAUCCCCAUUCAUACCUCACAGAAAGCCAGGGACAUGUGGUUUUGGAAACAGCAUAGGCAUCCAUGUAGGGUUGCACAGUCCUAUACAAGAUGUACAACAUCUUAUUAGCAGCAACUAAAAGCAGAAUUUAAAUAAGCAACUCCUGAGAAGGCAAAAAUGAGGAUGAAGAUGUUCUGCUGAGUCCUGUCCUUCAUCCUCACUUUGGUUAGGAGGAAAAGCUGAUUUUUUUUCCCUUCUCAACACUAUCUUUUCAGUGCUGAUCUCAGAUGUUGAGGCUGGCACUACCGCUGCAUCCAUGAUGUAGCCAUCUGUCUGAGAUAGACCCCAGAGACAGCAUUUAGCUGAAUGGCAUCUUUGAGUGAGCCUGAAGUCUUAGUCUUAUCACAGCUCCUCAGACUCAAGCAGCUGGCCAGAGUUCGUGCCCUGGCAGGAGCAACAUCUUUAGGAUGAGACAGAAGGAAAGCAGGUUUUUGCAAUAAUUGCUUGUAGCUCCUCGAGUUGCUUGGGCCUUGGUUCAGAGCUGGAAAUCUUAGUCCUGGUAUCUAAGUAUGAGCCCAUCCAGAUGAAAUGCUUCUGCUGCCGAUUGCCCUCAUGGCCACAAGCCAUGGCUCCCAGUGGGAAUUCACCUCCCUGGCAGUGUAUUGCAGUCCCAUGUCAGUGAGAGCCAGAAACGAGGUACACGGGGUUAACUAUUUUUGCCUCAGCUGCAGGUGUGCAUUUUUGUGUUGCAUCACUCCUAAUAGCAAGUGUGCCAACAGCUGGGGGUUUCAUUCAUACUGUCCAGCAUGUGUGAGAACCACAGCCCUUCCAGAACCUCCUGAGCAACCGUCUUCACCUUCUUGCCAGAAAUACACUCCCUUUCUGCAAACCAAGUAGCAUCCGGCUGAACACCUCCAGGAAAUUAUGGAGCUGUAUGUCAUCCCUUCCAUGAGAAGUCUCACGGCUGAGGAGUAUGUAGAGGCCUUUCAGUCAUUUUUGGAUCACUCAACGGAGCACCAGUGCAUGGAUGAGUUCAACAAGGAGGUGAUGCCACACAUCAUGGCUGGUCUCGGCAAUGGAAAAUCGACUAUAAACAUUCUGGGAGUGGGGAGCGGCACAGGUGAACAGGAUCUGAAAAUGAUCCAGAUCCUGCAGGCUGCACACCCAGGGGUCCUUAUCAACAACGAAAUCAUAGAGCCCAACCCACAGCACGUGGCCGCCUACAAAGAGCUGGUUAAUCGAGCUCCAGAUCUGCAGGGGGUCUCUUUUACUUGGCACCAGCUUACUUCCUCAGAGUAUGAACAACAGGUGAAAGAGAAAAACACACACAAGAAGUUCGACUUCAUCCAUAUGAUUCAGAUGCUGUACCGUGUGGAAGAUAUUCCUAACACCAUCAAGUUUUUCCACAGCUGCCUCAACCAUCAGGGCAAACUCCUGAUCAUAAUUCUGUCAGACAGCAGCGGUUGGGCCAGCUUAUGGAAGAAGUACAGGCAUUGCUUGCCUUCAACCGACAGUGGCCACUACAUCACCUCCGACAGCAUCACGGCAGUGCUGAGGAAGCUCGGCAUCAAGUACCACGUUUAUGAGUUCCCAUCGGGCUGGGACAUCACCGAGUGCUUUAUUGAGGGGGACCCAGCCGGAGGCCAUAUGAUGGAUUUCCUGACGGGGACAAAAAACUUCCUGGGCACAGCACCGGCAGCUCUGCGGAGCCGUCUGCAGGAGGCUCUCUGCCAGCCCGAAUGCAGCAGCAGGAAGGACGGGAGAGUCAUUUUCUGCAACAAUCUCAGUAUGAUCGUAGCGGAAUCCUAAAGCCUGGACCAACUUGCAGAGGUGACGUAGGGCAAGGCAGUUGUAAGGCAAAGCAGAGAUGGGCAGGCAGGAGAGCAGGGCUCAUCCAUCCCAGUCUGGGAGGAUGGAGCAGCCUGUGAUGUCAAGGAUGAUCUCUUUUUUGUAUAUCUCAUCUAAAUCUCCCCUCUGUUCGUUUGAAACUGUUUCCCUUUUUCCCAUUAUAACAGAGCCUGCUAAAGAGGCUGACCCCUUCUUUCUCAUAGACCCCUUUAGAUACUUAAAGUCCACUCUCAGCUCUCCCCGGAACCUUCUCCAGGCUGAACAGCCCCAAUUCUCAGCCUGUCCACAUAGGAGAGGUGUUCCAUCCUUUGGAUCAUUUUUGUGGUCCUCCUCUGGAUGCACUCUGACAGGUCCAUGUCUCUCCUGUACUGAGGACUCCACAUCUGGACGCAGUACUCCAGGUGAGGUCUCACCAGCACAGAGUAGAGGGGCAGGAUCUCCCUCUUCUCCGUGAUGGCCAUGCUUCUUUUGAUGCAGCCCAGGAUAGAGUUAGCUUUCUAGGCUGCGAGGGCACAUUGCUGGUUCCUGUCUAGCUUAGCACCCACCAGUAUCCCCAGGUCUUUUUUCAGCAGGGCUGUGCUUUAUCCUAUCAUACACCAGCUUUUAUUGAUAGUGAAGGUAGCCUGAUAGUGAAGAUAGCCACUUCCCAGGUGCCUGACCUUGCACUGGGCUUUGUCAAACCUCACUUGGUUUUCCUGGGCCCACUGCUCGAGCCUGUCUAGGUCUUUCUGGAUGGCAUCCCAUCCCUCAGGUGUGUUGACUGCACCACACACCUUGGUGUCAUCCACAAGCUUGCUAAGUGUGCACUCUAUCCUGUUGUUGAUGUCAUUGAUGAAGAUGUUAAAGAGCACUGGUCCCAGCACUGACCCCUCAGAGACACCACUCAUCACUGAUCUCCAUCCAGACAUUGAGCCAUUGACCACCACUCUCUGGUAUGCAUCCUCUCUAUGCUUUUGAAGCUGGGAAUUCCAGCUUUCUAUGCAGACAGCAUGUUUACAUACCUAAAGAUGUGCCCAUAUGACACCAUAUGAUGCCCCCAUGCCAGCUGCAUUUAUGCACUGGUUUCUUACAACUGUGCCUGGACAACACCUGCAAGGUAUCCCCAUUGCUUUGCACCAAGCAUGUGCCUCAGUGCACCCUGAGAGGAGCACGCUGCUCUGCACCAGGUCUUUUGUUGUUUUUUUUAAUCAGCAUAGUUAUUUACUACCCCAAACUUCUCAGCAUCUCAUAAUAUAGACGUCUUAACAUUUUUUUCCACCUUUUUGUUUGGAGAAUUUCUGGAUUCUGGGAUAGUACUUGCCCUGUGCUCGUUCAGGAAGGUAUUAAUUUUACUACUUUCUUUCUACUGUUUUUUCUUCAUACAAAAUAAAAGCCAUUUUAAAACAGAAAA